Molecule: messenger RNA, 1531 nt
Organism: Halteromyces radiatus
Lineage: Eukaryota; Fungi; Mucoromycota; Mucoromycetes; Mucorales; Cunninghamellaceae
Exons: 2
Coding region: 21-1349 (442 amino acids)
Source: RefSeq, a predicted model, not a curated record
UUUUUUUUUGUACUCUCGUAAUGCCAUCAAUGCCAAAUUCUAGUUGGUCCUUACGAUGGGAAGAUUUGGAUAUGCCAAUUGAUCAUGAUAGUAUCGCCCGUAUCAUCGAAAAGGAAGGUCAAAAUAAUGAAGCACCGAGAAGUUAUCAACAUUUUUUCCAACAAUUGAAAACAACACUUCAGCAACAGCAACAACUACGACAGCAAGCUUCACCUCCCCGUGACAAGACGAAAUCUCCACAACAAGAUACUAAUGCUAACCACGACUAUCUUUAUAAGGACUUUGCUAUGAUCCUUCAAAGCAAUUACGAAGAUUUGGAAAAAGCUUACAAAGUGCAAUACAGUCUGCGACAACAAUUGAACAUUGAAAUGGAAGAUAUCAGGAUUAGUUUACAGCAAAAAGAACACGAGGUCACCGAACUUAAGGAACAAAAUACAACACAGGCUCUCGAAUUGCAACGACUAAAAGAACAACAUACAACACAACUAAAUCAACUUAUACAAGAAAAAUAUCAACUUACUCAAGAACGUGACCAACUCAAAGUGCAAAGUAACCAGCAAGCAGGGCGAUGUGCAGCAAUGGAGAGCGAACGACGCGCUUUAAAUGAAAAGAUAAUUGAAAUGCAAAGAGGUCUUAAUGCGGCACGAGAUUCACAACGAGCAAAAGAUCGACAAAUGCAUAGUGGGGCAGUACAGCGACAGAAAAUGGAAGUGGAACUUAUGAAACAACUCAAAGAACUGAAUGACGCACGCGAAGAACUGAAUGACGCACGCAAAGCACUGAAUGAUACACGCGAAGAAUUGGAUAAGUCUACAAAAAGCAACGACGCCAAAACGGAUACCAUUGCACAACUACAAGGCGUUCUUAAUGUACUCACUACAAUUCCUGGAGUCUGUGACAUGGCACGACAACUUACAUACAAUAGUAGACAAUCUCCAACACAACAACAAGCCAAUGCACAGCCCAUAACAUACCAGCAAGUCCCACAACGAUUACAACAACAACAACAGCAACAGCAACAGCAACCUCAGCAACAACAACAACCUCAGCAACAACAACAACCUCAGCAACAACAACAACCUCAGCAACAACAGCAACAGCAACAACAGCAACAUCAUCAACAGCAACAUCAUCAACAGCAACAUCAUCAACAGCAACGAUUUUUUCCUACACCUCCCAUGGUUGUUCAACCUAUAUCUCCCACCACUUCAACUCACUCUUCUUCAGUUCCGCCUUCGCCAACAAUCGUUACGCAAAUGCCUUUACGAGGACAUGAAGGGAAUCCAGCUAUCAAUGGUACUAUAUCUCAUCCAACAAUAAUGAACAAUGAUCAAACUACUCAACCAUAGAUAGAUAUUCCUAUGACAUUUGUAAUCCUACCCAUAUUCUAGUAUAUAAUAUCCUCUCUUUUUUUUUUUUAUCCUAUCACUUUGACUUGUAGUGUCUUCCUCAUUUGUAUAUUAUUAACUUCAAUUAUUUUGCUCCUUUUAUAUUGAAAUAAAUUCAUUUUUUUGAUCCAUCUCAACCUAUG